This is a messenger RNA of Vigna unguiculata (cowpea), 2131 nucleotides long. RefSeq names its product pyruvate kinase 1, cytosolic. NCBI's taxonomy places the organism in Eukaryota, Viridiplantae, Streptophyta, Magnoliopsida, Fabales, Fabaceae. The record is from RefSeq and is a predicted model, not a curated record. Gene Ontology annotation, molecular function: pyruvate kinase activity; magnesium ion binding; potassium ion binding. Gene Ontology annotation, biological process: glycolytic process.
UACGAGAGUUGAAAAUCAACAAUAUAUUAAAGAGAGAACAAAGCUGAAAGCAUAUUCUUCCAAAUUAUUCAUUCACUCCAAGAACACCGUUUGUGUUUGCCUUUUUGGUUUGGUUUGGUCUUCCAGGGAAAACCAACCAACGCUACUGUUCAAUCCUCGAACUGUGUUCCUCGCGUUUUGGUUUUCUCAAGGUUUUGUUGCGGCUGAAGUAGUGUUCGUCGAUCGAUCUUCAAACAUGCCUUCCAGUCACUUGCUUCUCGAGGAACCCAUUAGGAUGGUCUCCAUCCUUGAGCCAUCCAAGCCUAGUUUUUUCCCCGCAAUGACAAAGAUUGUUGGUACUCUGGGUCCUAAAUCUAGAUCCGUUGAAACUAUUUCUAAUUGUCUCAAAGCUGGCAUGUCUGUGGCUCGAUUUGACUUUUCGUGGCAUGACCCUGAGUAUCAUCAGGAGACUUUGGAAAAUUUGAAGGUUGCUAUCAAGAGUACCAAGAAGCUCUGUGCUGUUAUGCUGGACACAGUGGGUGCAGAGAUGCAAGUUGUUAACAAAAGUGAGAAAGCUAUCUCUCUCGAGGCAAAUGGUCAGGUUGUUCUAACUCCUGAUGCCGGACAAGAAGCUUCUUCUGAAAUACUGCCAAUCAAUUUUGAUGGGCUGGCUAAGGCUGUGAAGAAGGGAGACACCAUUUUUAUUGGUCAAUACUUGUUCACAGGAAGUGAAACUACUUCUGUAUGGCUGGAGGUAUCCGAGGUCAAAGGGCAAGAUGUUGUUUGCAUUAUAAAGAAUACGGCUACCUUGGCUGGGUCACUGUUCACUUUGCAUGCCUCUCAAAUUCAUAUUGAUUUGCCUACUCUCACUGAGAAAGACAAGGAGGUUAUAAGCACCUGGGGAGUUAAAAACAAAAUUGAUUUUCUGUCAUUGUCAUAUACUCGACACGCUGAAGAUGUUCGCCAGGCACGUGAAUUCCUUUCAAAGUUAGGUGAUAUCAGUCAGACUCAAAUUUUUGCAAAGAUUGAAAAUGUUGAGGGAUUGACCCAUUUUGAUGAGAUUCUACAAGAAGCUGAUGGAAUUAUCCUUUCCCGUGGAAAUUUGGGUAUUGAUCUUCCACCAGAGAAGGUGUUUUUAUUUCAAAAAUCUGCCCUUUAUAAGUGUAAUAUGGCUGGGAAGCCUGCUGUGCUUACGCGUGUUGUGGAUAGCAUGACCGACAACUUGAGACCAACCCGUGCUGAAGCCACUGAUGUUGCCAAUGCUGUUUUAGAUGGAAGUGAUGCUAUACUUCUGGGUGCUGAGACUUUACGUGGAUUGUACCCUGUUGAGACUAUUUCUACUGUCGGCAGAAUUUGUUCCGAGGCUGAGAAAGUUUUCAAUCAAGACCUUUAUUUUAAGAAGACUGUCAAGUAUGUUGGAGAACCCAUGUCCCACCUGGAAUCUAUUGCAUCCUCUGCGGUACGAGCUGCAAUUAAAGUGAAGGCAUCUGUUAUUAUUUGUUUUACUUCAUCUGGAAGGGCUGCGAGAUUGAUCGCUAAAUAUAGGCCGACGAUGCCAGUUCUAUCAGUCGUGAUACCUCGACUAAAGACGAAUCAGCUACGGUGGAGCUUUAGUGGAGCUUUUGAGGCAAGACAAUCACUUAUUGUGAGGGGUCUCUUUCCUAUGCUAGCAGAUCCUCGACAUCCAGCUGAGUCAACAAGUGCAACAAAUGAGUCUAUACUUAAGGUUGCCCUUGAUCAUGGAAAAGCAUUGGGAGUAAUAAAGUCACACGACAGGGUAGUUGUUUGCCAGAAACUUGGUGAUGCAUCUGUGGUUAAGAUUAUUGAGCUUGAAGAUUAAGGAGCAUUUAACCAACAACAGAUUUAGUGUUAUUUAUUUGUAUUACAUCUUUCCCUAGUUUUUCAAAGAUGCAGGUCAUUCUGCCACAAGUAGAGGUUGUUAGCUCUACUUGGUUUUGAUGAAACGAAUUUUGGAUGCAAAUUAUUGCUGGCUGUAAAACAUAAAAUCAAGGGAAUGUGCCCUUGAUGCCAAUUUUUGGGUUUAGUAUUAUUCAUACUAGAACACAGCUCGAAAAUGUGAUUAUUGAAUCGGAUUACCAAACAAAUGAGAUGCUAAUAGCAUGUUAUUUCAGACAACAAUUGUUUAUGGCCA